This is a messenger RNA of Pelmatolapia mariae (spotted tilapia), 2814 nucleotides long. RefSeq lists its product as uncharacterized. The record is from RefSeq and is a predicted model, not a curated record. The coding region runs from base 85 to 813 and encodes 242 amino acids. The transcript is spliced from 2 exons. NCBI's taxonomy places the organism in Eukaryota, Metazoa, Chordata, Actinopteri, Cichliformes, Cichlidae.
GAAACUAAAAGUUAACCUGGCUGUUGAAGUCUUUAAGUAGUGAACGCUAUCGGGACCAGCUGGUGGCGGUAAUGCACCAAUUAGAUGUGUGCCAACCUCAAGUAUGCAUCAAGAAGAAGACGCAGAAGAAGACGCUCUUCCGCCUGCUGUUGUGGUUGUGAUUCCCGUCGUCUGGUCUACCUGGAUAAGGUGAGGCUGCUGGGAUCAGAAAGAUCAAACACCAUGGCUAAAGUGAGCAUAGAAACGAGACACAAGGUGGUGAGCCUGCGCCAGCAAGGUCUCUCACAGGCGGAAAUCUCGCGGCAGACAGGUGUUUCCAAACGUGCUGUCCAAGCUCUUCUGCAGAAGCACAAAAAAACGGGCACGGUUGAAGAUCAGAAACGCAGCGGCCGACCGAGGAAACUAAGUAAAGCGGACGAAAGACUCAUUAAGCUGACUUUCCUGGAGAAUCGGACCAUGUCCAGUAGCGCCAUCACCUCAGAGCUGGCGGUGACCAGCGGCACCCUGGUGGACCCAUCCACCGUGCGGAGAUGUUUGGCCAGGAGCGGUCUUAAUGGGAGGAGAGGGAGCAAAAAGCAGCUCCAGAUGUGUGAAUCGAGCGAAGACAAGACACUUUCAGGUGAACAGAAACAGGAGGACUUGGAUGUCAACAAACUGAAGCAAGAGGAGAAGGAGGAGGAACAAGGGGAGCAGAGGGCACAAGGGGAGCAGGAGAAGCAGGGGGAACAAAAGGUGUGGACUGGAGAUUCAGCAGAUGAGAGAUCUUACUCCAACUCGGAGGGUGGAGACAGCCACAGCGACGAGAGGCUUUAGGCAGCCUGUGAAGCAUGCUGGGACUGCAUUUCUGCAACUGUUGUUGAGUUUUUUGUCUGAAUGUGUGAAUUCCUUAAAGAUACAUCAUGGGGGGAAUUCAAAUUAUUUACUUUUACAUAUGUUUUUUAUUUGGUUACACAUUACCGUUUGGUUUACUUCUUUCUAUUUAGUCACUUUGUUAGUGUCUGUUUGCCUACAUUAUUGUGAUCAGCCAAAGAUCUCCUUUGUCUUUUGUCUGCUUUGUCAACUUUGGGCACUUUGUUAUGUCACUUUAUCUUAUCUUGGCCUUAAAAAAAGUCAAGUUGUUUAAUUUUAUGUUGUAUUUAGUUUAGUUUUUGAUCUUUUUGUAAAUUGUUUUUCACAUUUUGGGGGUAGAGUAAAACUUACAUGUGCCCUUCACGCUGCAUAAGCAGAAAAGAAAUCCGGUGCAUGUCCUCAAACGAUGUCACUUGAGUCUGCAUGGGACAGGCGGAAGAAUGGAAGUUUCAAAAUAAACAAGGAAGUUAGAGAAGCGUAAGCUUGUUAGGCAUAUUCUUAUAGUAAUCAGCAGACUGGGGAUAUAUGCUUGAACCUAAAUUAGCUGAUAAAAGCAGAAUGUUUAAAAAAUUCUUCAUUUUGACAUGAUGGCAUCAAACAGUCGCUGCAGAUUUGUCUGCUGCACAUCCAUGAUGUGAAUCUCCUGUUCCACCACAUCCCAAAGAUUCUCCAUUGGGCUGAUACCUGGUGAUUUAGGUACUCGGUCAUGUUUAAGGAACCAGUUUGAGAUGAUUUGAGCCAUCAGAGAAUGGGUACAGUGUGGUCGUAUAAGGAUGGAUGUGGUCAGCAGCCAUACUCAGUUUUCUAUUGUCCAGUUUUGGUUUGGUGACAGAAGAGUCUUCUGCUGCUGUAGCCCAUCUGCUUCUAAGUUGGACCUGUUGUGCAUUUAAAGAUGCUCUCCUGCAUACCUUGGUUGUAAUGAGUGGUUAUUUGAGUUACUGUUACCUUCCUAUGAGAUCAAAGCAGUCUAGCUAUUGUCUUCUGACCUCUGGCAUCAACAAGGUGUUUUCACCAUGAAUGGACAUUUUCUGUUUUUCUGACCAUUUUCUGUAAACCUGAGAGAUGCAUGAGUGGGAAAGUACCAUCAGGUCAGUAGUUUCCGAAAUGGUCAGACCAGCCUGUCUGGCACCAACAACAUUCAAAGUCAUUUAAAUCGGUCUCCCUUCUGAUGCCCAGUUUGAACUUUUGCAGGUUGUGCACCUGCCUAAAUGCAUGGCGUUGCUGCAAUAUGAUUGGCUAAUUAGACGUGUGUUAAAAGUGCUGAGCAGGUGUACCUAAUAAACUGACCUGUUAGCAUAUGUUGAUCUAGCUUUCUUAAAUAUAUAUAUAUAUAUAUAUAUUUUUUUUACAAUAUGAAACUUUUAUGUGAGAUUAAAAAUCUCACUUUAAUUAAUAAUAAUAAUGAGCCAGCUGUCGUCAAUUUGGACUUUAAAAAAUCAAAUUGUUAAAAAAAAGUAAAUUUAAACUUACUCAAAAAAAAACAACUAACUUUACCAGUUAGCCUGUCAAUGAAUAUCUACAUUUUUAUCUAAACAAGUUCCAAUAGGGAACUGUAGGGAGGAUUUUCUAUAUUUAUGUGAUUUUUGUUGACCACAAAUCGAGGAAUGACUUUACAGAAGCUGGUCACAGAUGACUAAACAAAAAGGACCACCUCAUCAUCUGUUUCAUAAAGGAGGAAAGAGAGAAACAAAACAACUGCUAAAGCCACAAAACAAGCUGACCAAUAUGCAAACAACAGUAUGCUAAAUAUUUGUUUUCUGUGUUGUAGCAGUUUAAACAUUUGCCUAACAAGCCUCCCCUCCUGGGAGGACACACAAAUCCCCUGGGGGUUGCAUCUGGAAGGGCAUCUGGCGUAAAAAUCAGCCAAAUUAAAUACUGCAGAGGUUCCUGCUGUGGUGACUGUUUGUGAAUAAUUUGUUUUUGUUUGGAAUAAUUUUUUUGUUUGUUUUUCAAAUGAUCAUUGUA